Kwoniella botswanensis is the source of this 1272-nucleotide messenger RNA. RefSeq names its product histone acetyltransferase type B catalytic subunit. The record is from RefSeq and is a predicted model, not a curated record. The transcript has 7 exons. Bases 1 to 1272 code for a protein of 423 amino acids. Gene Ontology annotation, cellular component: nucleus. Gene Ontology annotation, biological process: subtelomeric heterochromatin formation. Lineage: Eukaryota; Fungi; Basidiomycota; Tremellomycetes; Tremellales; Cryptococcaceae. Gene Ontology annotation, molecular function: histone binding; histone H4 acetyltransferase activity.
AUGUCUGAAGAUCUAGCUGAAUGGUUGAGUGACUCCAACGAGGCUCUGAGCCUCCAAUUAGUCCGGGAUCCGGAAGACGAAGAUGUACUUCAUGCUCAGGAGAAACGAGCCAUCGAACCAUUCCAUCCGACAUUCACAUACCCCAUAUUCGGAGAACACGAGAAGAUAUUUGGGUAUAAAGGGUUAGAUAUACAGUUAAAAUUCGCUUCGGGGUCACUACGUCAAUACCUAUCUGUAACAUACGAUUCCAAGCUCAACUCCCCAGCAACACCAUCAGAUGAGAUUGAGGGGACUUUAUACAAAUUCAUCCCUCCCGAUUAUACAAAAUCGGAAAUGGAUUUUAGCAAACUGGUGGAGAAAGAUGCAUCGGAGUUCAAACCUCUAGGUGAAAAAAUUGGAUCAUACGUUAGACCAGCUGCUACAUCUAGCAAAUCCAAGGGAAAAGGAAAAGGAAAGGUCAGUAACGGUGAGGAGUUGAAAGAGGAUGAUGAGAAUGCGGUAGUGUUUGAGAUGUACAAGGCAACAUGGAAUACCCCUGGGUUCAGAGAGUAUCACAGGAGGAUGCAAUUGUUCAUAUUACUUUUCAUCGAAGGAGGAAGUUACGUUCAUGAAGAUGAAGAUUCAUGGGAGUUUAUAACAUUAUACGAAAAACGUAAACGACCGGCAACGGACUCCGACAUCUGGACAUAUCAUUUCGUAGGAUACGUAUCGGUCUACCCAUUUUGGUGUUAUCCAGAUCAAGUUAGAUUGAGAUUAAGUCAAUUUGUCAUUUUACCUCCCUAUCAGAAUCAAGGACAUGGAUCCAAAUUAUAUUCCACCCUCUUCUCCCAGAUGUUAGCCCGUCCAGAAGUAGCCGAACUCACCGUUGAAGAUCCCGCCGAAGCAUUCGAAGAUUUACGUGAUCGAAAUGAUCUCAGAUUCUUAGUUUCCAAAGGUAUACUGGAGGAUCCAAAUUUCUCAAUUGGGAUAGGACCAAGCGAUGAAUCGAGUCGAUCAGAGAGGGUUAAAUGGGAAAGUGAGAUAAGGAAGAAAUAUAAAAUUGCGCAAAGACAAUUCGACAGGUUAUUGGAAAUGUUAUUAUUGAAAGAGUUGGAAUUGAAAGAUGAGAAAGAAUUGAAGAAAUAUAGAUUACAUGUGAAAGCUAGAUUGUAUAGAUUUAACUAUGAGAUGUUAUCGCAAAUGACACUUGAAGAGAGGAAAGAGGCCUUGGCGAAGACUUAUGAGAGUGUAGUAGAGGAUUAUGAGAGGAUAUUGGAGAUGACUUUUCAUUGA